AACAGUAAUGAUCUGAUCUGUAAGAUCAAUUUGUAAGUUGGAUAUAUUUUUGAACGCACAGCAAGUCCGCCUGAGCCCUGAAGUCGGGACUGACAUUUCGACAGGUCUAUGGUUUAAUGCUCUGGCAGACGGAUUGAGUGGCGCAGAUGUUCUAGGCAAACUUUGAAUUAAUUAGCCCCCUACUGACCACUAACGGUGUGCUGUCUUUCUCUAUUUCGGUUCAGUAUUUGUAGGACAGAUGGUCAUUUUGUAAGAGGUCAGCGCCUCAGCUUGGAGUUGAGACACCUACAUGAAAAUAGCGCUUUACCUAUGGUGGCAGGUCAACUUUAAAAGGACAUCAUUCUUUGACGAGAAAGACAGAAGGCUGAUCAGAUGAGACAAGUUUCCUUCGGUCAUGAUAAGUGAUAAGGUGGUCAAACAGGAGACACGAACGAACGAAUCAUCCAAGAUGGGGCGUACCACCGUUCUGCGCCUGGUGGACCGCCAGGCUCCCAGUAUCCUCCGUAGUCUGUUCUACCUCAUCCUGGUGUGUAUCCUGGUCCUGGCCGUAGAUGUCAUGCUGCUUCAGUACAGCAAGAACAGUCGCUCCAACCAGCUCUUCGGUUAUGACAAUAUGGGUAUGCCGCAGCGCCGGUCCAGGCCCAGCCUAGAUUCAGAAGAAGACUCUCGGUCAAUGAGACGACCCAUGAGACAUAAAGUCAAGCCCGACCCUAGAGGACCUCUUCCGUCUCUAGCUGUCCCGAUCAAUAGAGCAUACUUUGAGUCUUCAAACGUAACGUGCCGGAAAGGUUAUGCUAGAACGAGAUUGCAGAAUCUUUAUGGAGAUCGAUUUGAUCCAGAUAUACCUCUAUUUGUAGAUUCUAGCUUCCUUGAUAGACCCAAUGCAGUAAAUCUACCCAUGCCAUUUGGCUUCAGAGAUGCAGAAAGGACAGUACUGAAUAUUCUGAAACAUAUGCCUCAAACUGAAAUUCCAGAAGAUAUACCUCAAGAUUCAUGUCUUCGUUGUGUAGUGCAGGGAAACGGUGGCAUCGCCUCCAGAACAAGGCUAGGGGAGGUCAUUGAUAACUUUGAUGUGGUCUUCAGGUUAAACUCUGCUCCUACCAUCAAUCAUGAGAAUGACGUUGGACGUAAAACUACCUUCCGGAUGGCCUACCCGGAGAGUGCGUUCAGGCGUCCAGAGCAGUAUGAUCCUGGCUGGACGUUUGUCCUUAUGAUGUUCAAACCACUGGAUCUUGUUUGGCUAGAAACGAUUAUUAGAGGACGUAAGAUGAAUAGCCGUGACGGGUUCUGGAAGAAGAUACCUCUGAGCGUUCCCAAGCCAACCAAAGACUUCCGCAUCUUCAAUCCAGAGAUUCUUCAAGAUACAGCGAGCAUGAUGGGAUACCAGCUCAACGACGGCAAGGCAAAUAAGAACAUCCCAACGAGUGGAAUGCUAGCCAUCAUGAUGGGGGUGCGACUCUGUGACGAGGUGGCUGUGGCAGGAUUCGGCUACGACCCCAACAAGCCUGGUGCUGCCCUCCACUACUAUGAUUCCCUACCCAUGAGGGAGAUAUGGAAGUCUUGGACCCAUGAUAUACAUCAUGAAAGGGGCAUACUCAGGUUACUCAAGCAGCAGGGGAUCAUCACAGAUUUGAGUGGUGGAAUCCGGUAACACCAAGCCCACGCGAUCGGGUAGUCUUCGUAGAGGGGCAGACUGGGACAAAAAUUCACCUGGGUAUUAUCGUGGGACUAGUCCACUCAACUAGCAUCCAACCACCCCUCAAACCAUAAGUUGGCUAGCCCUCUAGCAACAAUACUUACCAGCCCUUUUGGGCGACUCCCAGAUCUUUGGACUACCAGUCUACCACUACCUGUACGAUGUCUUUGUAUAGUCAUGUGCCAAAGUUACUUUUAAACUUAUUGUAUAUAUAAUGCUUUCCAAAUUGCGAACAAAGGUGUUGUUUUUUGUUCUUCAUCUUUUUCAGUCAAAAUUUUCUUGUUCAGUUGGUUUCCCAAUUAUUCAGUGGUUAAGAAAGUAAAAGAAGAUAAAAGAAGAAUUAAAUUUAAAUCUGGUUCAGUGGCAGUUCCAAAAUAUUGAAAGAGAGAGGUACUCAUCGUAAGUGGACUCAUAUUGUACUUAUGUGCUUUAGGAAGUUGGUAAGAAAUAUAAAAUUGGACGUGCGUCCCUGUUCCACCUCUGGGUUUGGCGCUAAAAGAAAAUCUGUGAUCAGUCCCUCUGAUGCAAGUUAUACCUGAGAAUCUAUUUGCUUACCAAUAAUAUAAUCAGUAGCUUCCUUAGCACUACUUCAAAAUCCCUUCUAGCACCAUUUCAGGUCAGCUGUAACAGUAUUUUAAAUAUAUCAACUUAGAAGAAACUCACAAAUAUACAAAAUAGAUAAACAAGAAACAAAGACAACAAUUGUACAAAUGUAUGUACUGGUAUGUUAAAGCUUAUCUUGAGCUCUGGUACGGGAAUCCUAUGUCAAGAGAACAUGGCUUUAUUUCAUUCUGGAUUGUUUAUCCUGCAGUGGAUUGAUUGUUAUAACCAGUAAAAUAAAAACAAUCUCUAAAAAAACUUGCUGGAGUCAUCUUCAAUAAAA
Strongylocentrotus purpuratus (purple sea urchin) is the source of this 2579-nucleotide messenger RNA. Its product is annotated as CMP-N-acetylneuraminate-beta-1,4-galactoside alpha-2,3-sialyltransferase. The record is from RefSeq and is a predicted model, not a curated record. NCBI's taxonomy places the organism in Eukaryota, Metazoa, Echinodermata, Echinoidea, Camarodonta, Strongylocentrotidae. The transcript has 12 exons. Gene Ontology annotation, molecular function: sialyltransferase activity. Bases 395 to 1651 code for a protein of 418 amino acids.